This is a messenger RNA of Homalodisca vitripennis (glassy-winged sharpshooter), 1335 nucleotides long. RefSeq names its product spermatogenesis-associated protein 17-like. The record is from RefSeq and is a predicted model, not a curated record. Gene Ontology annotation, biological process: mitotic cell cycle; spindle organization; establishment of meiotic spindle localization. The coding region runs from base 113 to 1039 and encodes 308 amino acids. Lineage: Eukaryota; Metazoa; Arthropoda; Insecta; Hemiptera; Cicadellidae. Gene Ontology annotation, molecular function: protein binding. Gene Ontology annotation, cellular component: spindle pole. The transcript is spliced from 7 exons.
CCAUAAAAUAAAGCUGUCUGGUUAUUGGUAUGGUAGAAAAUUUUUUGGUUAUGAUUUUUAUUCUGAUGUAUUCAUUGAUGUAAUAUUACUGAAUAUCCACUUUGGCUUAAUAAUGGCUUGCAUAGAACAUUAUAUUAAAGAUGCUGAAAACAUAUUUAAUGAGAUUGUUUUGCGUCAUGGCAAUGCCCAAAACAAUGUAUACAUAGAGUACUUAGCGGCUCGAACUAUCCAGAGGUGGUUUCGAGGUUAUGUCACCAGGAAACACCUUGCGUUCCUGAACAGUUGUGCUACCACGAUACAGAAACACUGGCGAGGAUAUGUCGACCGUAAAUACUAUAAUGAACUCCUGAAGGAUGCAGUGCACAAGAUGUUUUUGGAAUACUAUAACCAAAUGGCAACGAAGAUCCAAAAAGUUUGGAGAGGCCAUCAUGUAAGAACUCACAUAUUUAGCUACUACAAACUCAAGGCCUACAUCAACGAAAUUCUCAACAAGAAUAGAGAGUUCCUGGAGGAGGCCAAGGAUUAUGAAGCACACACCAAGCACUUGCUGCAGAAGAUGAAGCAGGAAGAAUGCCAGGAAUGGUUGUCCUACCUCAGUUUCCGAGUGCAUCAUCUGAUUCGUACACAUCAGAUAGAGGGUGUGUACAGUAACCAUGGCACCUGUGAGUACUCGAAUCUGGAACAACACUUAAAAAAUGCCAAAUUCAAAGACUUCAUGGAUUUAAAACGUGCAAAAGAAAAGCAAAAACAGCUUGAGGAACCCCAACAUAAUUAUAUUUUUGAGGGUAGAUUGAGGGAAUGCGAGGAGGUUUGGUUACACAGGAAUGAUCCGGGAAAAUACAGUUUGGCCACAGGGGAGUAUGGCAGGGAUAAGCAGGAGUACCAAAAGCGCAGGAAGAUAUCACAGAUUCUCCACCAGCACCAAGAUAUACCGAUGAAGUUUCUACCAGUCAGGUAUCAGGACGGAGACUACCACCUGAAUGCCAAGACAUACAGGUGUCCACCUCUUCACAGCAGCGUAAACAAGCGCAACAGUUAAGUUGUGUAGUUAUGGUUGUAUUUACGAAUAAAUAUUUAUAUGUCAUAUCAUAUUUUCAAACCUUACUGUAUGUAACAUUAAAUGAAAGAUAAAGUAAGUGUGUUAGUAAGACAAAGUAAUAAGUUAAAUCAAUAUAAUAAGUAAAACAUUAAUGAGUUAAAAGUUCAAACUUUUUAUAUUUUCUUUAAACUUUGUAACUAGGAUAAAUUAAAAAUGUAUAUAAUCUGUUACAACUGAAUAUUUGAAAAUGUCUGUUUUGAAAACCGAAUAGUGAAGUAAAGACUACUUCAUCAGCA